Messenger RNA from Ictidomys tridecemlineatus (thirteen-lined ground squirrel), 4902 nucleotides. It is a transcript of the gene Cntln, whose product is annotated as centlein. NCBI's taxonomy places the organism in Eukaryota, Metazoa, Chordata, Mammalia, Rodentia, Sciuridae. Gene Ontology annotation, cellular component: centrosome; centriole. The record is from RefSeq and is a predicted model, not a curated record. Gene Ontology annotation, biological process: protein localization to organelle; centriole-centriole cohesion.
GGGCUCGCCAGGAUGGGGAAGGGGAGGUGGAGUUUCCAAGUGGGAACUUGACCCGUUACCAUUAGCGGUCAUGGCGGCGCGCUCGCCGUCCUCACCGCUCCCUCCGCCCUCGGCGCGACCGCUGGGCCCCCGGUCCCCACGUAUUGGGCGGGGAGCUGAGGUCCACACGGUGCGCAGCGAAGCCUCGGGGCUUGCCAGCACAGUGCGGGAGGUCGUCGUGGAUAAAAAUGACAUACUCUGGCGGGGCGAAGAAGGGUCAGGGGCACCUCGAGGGCCCGCGGGGGCUGCUCCGGCUCAUGCUCCCCUCCUCAGCGAGCCUGUGGGGUCCAGGCGGCUAGAGGGCAUCUCGGUAGAGGAGGCGAAGAUGACCCGGACGCAGCUACUGGAGGAAGAGUUGAGCUGCCUAAAGGAGGAGCUGGCAUUGUGUCAGGCUGAUAAAGAAUUUGUAUGGUCAUUGUGGAAACGCCUCCAGGAAAAAAAUCCAGAUCUCACACAGGCUGUCAGUUUAGUUGUGGAAAGAGAAAAACAAAAAUCUGAAGCAAAAGACAGAAAAGUUCUAGAAAUUCUGCAAGUCAAGGAUGCUAAAAUACAAGAAUUGGAACAGAAAGAAUCAGUACUAAAAGAGGAAAUAAAUGACCUUCUACAACAGAAGAUUUCAGUAGAUGAAGAAUAUACUUUCUUGAGGAAAGAAUUCAAUGACUUGCAGAAGAAAUUUAAAGAUAAAAGUCAAGAAGAUAAGGACACUAAGGAAUGUGUAAAGAAUAAAGAAGAGCAAAAUAGGCUGGUUAUAAAAAAUCUAGAGGAGGAAAAUAAGAAAUUGAGUACACGCUGCACUGACCUGUUAAAUGACCUGGAGAAACUAAGGAACCAAGAAGCACAUUGGAAAAAAGAAAAAUAUGGCAUUGAUGCAAAAAUAAAGGCCUUUGAAGAAAAUUUAAUUGAAGCAAAGAAAGAAAUUGAAGUAUCACAAAGUAAAUAUAAUGCUCUAUCAAUACAGUUGAAUAAUAAACAGACUGAACUUCUUCAAAAGGAUAUGGAUAUUACCCUGGUCAGGAAAGAAUUGCAGGAGCUGCAAAAUCUUUACAAACAGAACAGUGCACAUACAGCACAGCAAGCAGAGCUGAUCCAGCAGCUUCAGGUUCUCAAUAUGGACACACAAAAAGUACUGAAAAAUCAGGAAGAUGCCCAUACAGCUGAAAGUAUAUCAUACCAAAAACUCUACAGUGAGUUACACGUUUGUUUUGAAACCACAAAAUCAAAUGAAUCUAUGCUCCGUCAAAGUGUCGUUAAUCUUCAGGAUCAACUAUUUCAAAAAGAACAAGAAAAUGCAAAAUUAAAAAAAAAACUUCAAGAAUCACAAGGAGCACCAUAUUCUUCACUUCAAGAAAAUGAUUCAGACCACUCAGCACAGUUAUCUCUACAGCCAUCAUUAUCGAGCUUGGAAACAUUAAUGGUCUCACAGAAGUCUGAAAUUGAGUAUUUACAGGAGAAACUGAAAAUAGCAAAUGAAAAGCUGUCUGAGAACAGAUCUACCAACAAGAGUUUCUCAGAGAAGAGCAUCAUGACCAAUACUGAAGGAAAACUUAAGGAACCACCUGUGAAACGUUCAAGGUCUUUGUCCCCAAAGAGCUCUUUUGUAGACUCAGAGGAGCUGAGGAAGCUGAGAAGAGCUGAAAGAAAGAUUGAAAACUUAGAGAAGGCCCUACAACUAAAGAGCCAAGAAAAUGAUGAGCUAAGAGAUGCCCAUGAAAAACGCAAAGAAAGGCUACAGAUGUUACAGACCAACUACAGAGCAGUAAAAGAGCAAUUAAAACAGUGGGAAGAAGGCAGUGGCAUGAUUGAAAUCAGAAAAAUAAAGAGAGCAGAUCCCCAACAACUUCGACAAGAAGAUUCUGAUGCCGUGUGGAAUGAACUGGCAUAUUUCAAAAGGGAGAACCAGGAACUAAUGAUUCAAAAAAUGAAUCUUCAGGAAGAAUUGGAUGAACUUAAAGUACAUAUAUCUAUUGAUAAGGCAACAAUACAAGAAUUGAAUAGAUGUAUGGCAGAGAAAAGAGAAGAACAAGUCUUUAGAUACCGUGAAGAUGAUGGGGUCAAGAAGAGUACUCCAGAGAAGAAUGGGAAAGAAAUAUCGGAGCAGACAUUACAGAAGGUCAUUGAGUUGGAAAAUCGGCUAAAAUCUUUUGAGAAAAGGUCAAGAAAAUUAAAAGAAGGGAAUAAAAAAUUAAUGAAAGAAAAUUAUUUCCUGAAAUCUCACUUAAAACAGCAUCAAGAAGAUGCGGAGACUAGAGAAAAAGAGCUAGAAGAGCUACGAAAGAAAAGUGAAGAUGUUGAAAAAGACAAAACUGAACUUCAAGGAAAAAUCAGUGAGCUACAGAGAGAAGUCGCUUCCCUAAGGAAACAAGUGGCAGAAGCUAAUGCAUUGAGAAAAGAAAAUGAAGGGCUGAUGAAAUUGCACCAUUCAGCAGACAAAGCUGGAUUAGAGAUUGCCACCACAGAAGGGAGAUCUGGACAGUAUGAUUGUAAGACAACCACGACCAAGGUUAAAUUUAAAGCUGCCAAGAAAAAGUGCUCUGUGGGUCGUCACCACACUGUUCUCAAUCACUCCAUCAAGGUUAUGAGUAACGUUUUUGAGAACCUCAGCAAGGACGGCUGGGAGGAUGUGAGUGAAAGCAGCAGUGAUUCUGAAACACAGACCUCUCAAAAUUUGGGAACAAUUAUUGUGGAAACAUCGCAGAAAAUAAGUCCUAUAGAAGAUGGAAGAGACCAGAAAGAAAGUGAUCAAACAGAAGACAUCCAAACACAAGGGAAGGAAUUAGUACAAACAAAUUCAAAUAUAGAUGGCAAGACCCCAAAGGAUAUUUUUCAUUAUAAUAAUACAAAAAAAACAGCAUUUCAGAAGAAUGGUAAUAUGCCAAAAAGUUUACAUACAGUAGUUCCUACCAGAGUUAACAGAGAAAAGUACAAAAAUGUAACUGCCCAGAAAUCAAGUACCAACAUUAUUUUAUUACGAGAACGAAUUAUAUCUCUGCGACAACAAAACAGUGUACUUAAGAAUGCCAAAAAAACAGCAGAAUUAUCUGUUAAAGAAUAUAAAGAAGUUAAUGAAAAGCUCCUCCAUCAACAGCAGAUAUCUGAUCAGCGAUUUCAAACAAGCAAACAAACAAUAAAGAAGUUAAAUUUGGAUUUGGCUGAGCUUCGGAAGGAAAAAGAAGAUUUACUAAAAAAAUUGGAGUCCUCAUCUGAAAUCACAAGUUUGGCAGAAGAAGUUUCCCGGAUAACAACUCCUCGGAUACACAUUACAUCACUGAGUCCUUCAAGGAGCAUGGAUCUGGAAAUGAAGCAAUUGCAGUGUAAACUAAAGAAUGCAACCAAUGAAUUUACUAAGCAGUCAUCAAACAUGAAGUCUCUGAAGUCUGAACUCCUAGCAAAAGAAGAAUACAUAAAGGAAAUGCAUGAAAAGAUGUCUCGAAUGGAGAGGAAUAUAACCAUGAAAAGACAUUUAAUAGAGGACUUGAAAUUUCGACAGAAAGUUAAUUCAGAAAGUAAUGAGAGUUUUAGUGAAAUGUUAGAAAAUCUUGAAAAAAAGGUAAAGACAUUAACUGAAGAAUGUUCCAAUAAGAAGGUAUCAAUUGAUUCACUAAAGCAGAGACUUAAUGUUGCUGUAAAAGAAAAGUCACAGUAUGAACAGAUGUAUCAGAAAACUAAAGAGGAGUUAGAAAAAAAGGAUCUCAAGCUUACUUUCCUGUUCUCAAAAAUAAAUGAGACUGAAUCAGCAAUGGCAGAAAUUGAAACAGCAGCAUCUAAACAACUUCAAGGAUUAGCACUACAAAGUGAGCAGGUUCUGGAAGGUGCACAGAAGAAAUUGCUAUUAGCCAAUGAGAAAGUUGAAGAGUUCACCAUAUUUGUGAAGGCUUUGGUGAAAGAGUUAGAAAAUGAUGUCUAUGUGAUAAGGCAACAAAUCAGAGAGCUUAAAAAACUACAGAAAAACAGGAACACUUGUAAAACCUCAGCCCAGAAAGCUCAGACCCUGGCAGCUUCUAUCCUGAACAUUUCACGGUCAGACUUAGAGGAAAUAUUGGAGACAGAAGAUGAAUCGGAAAUUGAAAAGAUAAAGAUAGAAACUGAAAAUGACAAGGAAUGGCUGUUAUACAUUCAGAAACUUCUAGAAGGACAGCUUCCUUUUGCCUCAUAUUUACUAGAAGCAGUGCUGGAGAAAAUAAAUGAGAACAAGAAACUAGUUGAAGUCUAUUUCACAAUUAUGAAAGAUAUUUGAUGACAUUACAAAUGGAGAACUUUUUUCAUUGUGAAAAUUUUUAUAUGAUAUAAUUGGAAAACAUGCAUUAUAAACCUGAUACAGUAUUUGUUCCAACUAUCAAUAGUUAGGUUUAUUACCAAAAUAAGAAGUCUCUGAAACUAAUUAAUUGCUGAACAAGUGACACUAAUUAAGGGCACAGCCAUUUAAGAGGAAAUAGUGUAGCAUUUGAUUGUUGAAUACAAAUAUUGCCACAAAUCAAUGCAAACUUAAAAAUUAUUUUCCUUCCAGUGCUUUUAAAAGAAACUAGAAGAAGCUUGGCAUACAGAAAUUGGACUGAGCAUAUAAUGAAAAGGGGGUAAACUAGGGAUUUAAUGUACUAAAGUUUAUAAAGAAAGUAGACAUUUUGCAGAAAACUGCUAUUUAUAGCAGUUAAAGUGUCCAGUGAGCAGCAUAUCUGUACUAAGGUGUCCAGUGAGCAGCAUAUCUGUACUAAAGGCAAGUAUGAAAUAAAGCAUAUCUUAAGGAUGAGAACUUAAUGAAAUAAAUUGUGUGGUUCAAUUGUAUAUUCUCAUUGAUAUACUGGAUUAAUAUACAUGUUACUAUGUUUUUCUAGAACAAAAAUAAAAUUCCGUCCUUCUCCCCCUUCC